Molecule: messenger RNA, 2068 nt
Organism: Frankliniella occidentalis (western flower thrips)
Lineage: Eukaryota; Metazoa; Arthropoda; Insecta; Thysanoptera; Thripidae
Gene: drm
Product: protein drumstick
Exons: 4
Coding region: 299-562 (87 amino acids)
Biological process (GO): embryonic pattern specification; embryonic hindgut morphogenesis; embryo development
Cellular component (GO): nucleus
Molecular function (GO): RNA polymerase II transcription regulatory region sequence-specific DNA binding; DNA-binding transcription factor activity, RNA polymerase II-specific
Source: RefSeq, a predicted model, not a curated record
CGGAGCGGAGCGGGCCCAGACGGAAGUACCCAUUGAGAUGGUCACUGAGUGCUCUUGAGCUCGGCAGCGACACAGGAGAGAGAACCUUACCGGCCGUCAGCAGCAUCGUCCAGGCAGCGGCAGCAGCGGCGGCGGCAGCGGUUGCAGCAGCGGUAGCGGUAGCAGUAGCGCGGGCUGCAGGGGUGGCAGGGGCGCACUGUGGGCUCGUUAGUCAAGAGCAGAGCGGAGCAGAGCACGGCGGCACGAGCAGCUCGCACACACAUCUCGCAGCCAGGAUACCUCCAAGACGGCCGGCACCAUGUUCGCCAUCAUGCAAGUGGAGACGGACGAGCGGAGGGCGGAAUUCAGGCGCAAGAUGCGCACCAAGUGCGAGUUCAUCUGCAAGUAUUGUCAGCGUCGCUUCACCAAGCCCUACAACCUCAUGAUCCACGAGCGCUCGCACAAGGACGACGUCACGUUCACGUGCGAGGCGUGUGGCAAGACCUUCAAGCGGCAGGACAACCUGAAGCAGCACAGAUGUGGGUGGAGUUCUGGUGGGUGGAGUUCAGGCGGGUGGCGGUGAGGGGUGACUUGUCGCAACAAGACUAACUAUCCAUUCACCUGCCGUGUCGGACUGCUACCGGAUGGACAGUAAGGGUUUGAUGGGAGGCGACACUUCGUCCUUAAAUUAUUACUUUAUAGCGUUACUACAUUUACUGUGUUUCCCUUUUAACUGUCUGACUACAAGCGCACGUGCAAGUGAAUGUUGUGAUAACUAUUUUCAGUCCGCCAUUCCGUCUGAUUUAUAGAUUAAGAAAAUAUAUCUUGAUAGUACCUAUGCGGAAAUAUUUAAGAUUAGGGACAUAUCAGUCGAUUGAACAGUAGGCCCUAUCUUAAUGUAUUUUGUUGAUAAUAUUAAAGGUCCUAUUCGGACUAUUACUCUUUUAAUACUGGCUGCCAUGCAUUGCGCUUGGGCUGUUUCGAUCACAUACUGGGGUGAUAAACAAAAGUCAUUAUUUUUGGACACUUGCGCAAGGAAAAUUCGAAUUUUGACGCAUUUACAACAAUCAAAAAAGGCGAAUAUGAGUUACCACUAUUUUGAUUACAUCUUACAUUAACUGAUUAGGUAAUUGAUCUCCUGCAUCCUUAAUUGACGGAGUUCUGUGAGCUUCCGAGCAAUUUAUUUCGUUCCUUGCCUAAGUUUCCGAAUAAGAUGAAUUCUAGUCUAAAUACUAUAGCCAACUGGCUGUUUGGAAUCAAAAUGAACACACAUUAUUCGAGCUAUCAAAAUCUAUGUGCAAGACAAAAGGUAUUUCUCAGUGAAUCAGGUGUCACUAAUGCAGCUUUGUCAUGUCAAUUAAGUUCUUGAGUAAGAUAGAUAUAUUUCAGAUGUGUUUAUUUGUACAUAGUCUAAUUAUUUGUUAUAAACUAGAUAUUUGUAUAUGUAAAUAGUAAAAACACGAGACACAUCUGUGUUUCUGAUCGCACUUUCUGUACUGGCAUUUGCGCAGAUCAGGCGCUUAAAGACACAUAGAGCAUAUUCCUGUCUAAAAGAAAUAUUGCAACUUCCUAAUUUGUCUUCAUUAAGCGAAACUUGUAUUAGGCGCUAGUUAAAAAGCUCUUUUUUCCCAUUUGUUAAUUAAAAUGUGUUGUUAGAAUUGUUCCUCGGGGGAUGUCGGGAAACUGUGGAGAGCUAAUUAGUGUGUAAACUCAUCGACGCUUCCGAUCUCUCGAUAUCUGUUGUUUAAGUGUUAAUAGUUUAGUUUUCUUUGUUUGUGCUUCGUAUUUUAAGUAGAGCUCAGAUUCGAGCUUGUUUAUUUUCGUUCUUAUUUAAUCAUUGUUUCUAUAUUCUUGUCUCUUUUGAAAACUGAUAUGAUUGACAUCACUGUAGAAGUGACAAAAAUCCCGUUUUUCCAUUGCUUGUAUGAUACGACCAACGCUUAUAAACAAAUAUGGCCACUCGCCACCAUGAAAAAAAUAUAUUUAUUUUUACGUAACGGACAAGUAUAGAUUUAUUUUAUAUGACUGAUGUGUGAGUGUACGAGAUAGAAAACUAAAUGAAUGAUAAAUAAACAAUCAAUGUUUUAAA